Molecule: messenger RNA, 3801 nt
Organism: Myotis daubentonii (Daubenton's bat)
Lineage: Eukaryota; Metazoa; Chordata; Mammalia; Chiroptera; Vespertilionidae
Gene: CANX
Product: calnexin
Biological process (GO): ERAD pathway; protein folding
Cellular component (GO): endoplasmic reticulum; endoplasmic reticulum membrane
Molecular function (GO): calcium ion binding
Source: RefSeq, a predicted model, not a curated record
UGCUCGCUCGCUCGCGCGGUCGCAGCGGUAGCCCAGGCCUUUUGGUUCUGUGGCACGUGACGGUCGGGCCUCCUCUGCUGCUGUCUCCACUGCAGCGUGGGGCCUGGUGUGCGGGCGGGAGGAGCGCGGGCGCCGCCGGCGGUCCCUGGGAGGCUCGAGAUCAUGGAAGAGAAGUGGUUGCUGUGUGUGUUGCUCGUCCUUGGAACUGCUGUCAUUCAGGCUCAUGAGGGCCAUGAUGAUGACGUGAUUGAUAUUGAGGAUGACCUGGAUGAUGUCAUUGAAGAGGUAGAAGACUCAAAAUCGAAACCAGAGACCAGCACUCCUCCAUCUCCAAAGGUUACCUACAAAGCUCCAGUUCCAACAGGGGAAGUGUAUUUUGCUGAUUCCUUUGACCGAGGAACUCUGUCUGGGUGGAUUUUAUCCAAAGCCAAGAAAGAUGACACUGAUGAUGAAAUUGCCAAAUAUGAUGGAAAAUGGGAGGUAGAUGAAAUGAAGGAAACAAAACUUCCAGGGGACAAAGGACUUGUAUUGAUGUCUCGGGCCAAGCAUCAUGCGAUCUCUGCUAAACUGAACAAGCCCUUCCUGUUUGAAACCAAGCCUCUCAUUGUUCAGUAUGAGGUUAAUUUCCAAAAUGGAAUAGAAUGUGGUGGUGCCUAUGUGAAGCUGCUUUCCAAAACCCCGGAACUAAACUUGGAUCAGUUCCAUGACAAGACUCCUUAUACAAUCAUGUUUGGUCCAGAUAAAUGUGGAGAGGACUAUAAAUUGCACUUCAUCUUCCGCCACAAAAACCCCAAAACGGGUGAAUAUGAAGAAAAGCACGCUAAGAGACCAGAUGCAGAUCUGAAGACCUAUUUUACUGAUAAGAAAACACAUCUUUAUACAUUAAUCUUGAAUCCAGAUAAUAGUUUUGAAAUACUAGUGGACCAAACUCUUGUCAACAGUGGAAAUCUACUAAAUGACAUGACUCCUCCUGUAAAUCCUUCCCGGGAAAUUGAGGACCCAGAAGACCGGAAACCUGAGGAUUGGGAUGAAAGACCAAAAAUACCAGAUCCUGAUGCUGUCAAACCAGAUGACUGGGAUGAAGAUGCCCCUGCUAAAAUUCCUGAUGAAGAAGCCACAAAGCCCGAUGGCUGGUUAGAUGAUGAGCCUGAAUAUGUAGCUGAUCCAGAUGCGGAAAAGCCAGAGGAUUGGGAUGAAGAUAUGGAUGGAGAGUGGGAAGCUCCUCAGAUUGCCAACCCUAAGUGUGAGUCGGCCCCUGGAUGUGGUGUCUGGCAAAGACCUAUGAUUGAUAACCCCAAUUAUAAGGGCAAAUGGAAGCCCCCCAUGAUUGACAACCCUAACUACCAGGGAAUCUGGAAACCCCAGAAAAUACCAAAUCCAGAUUUCUUUGAAGAUCUGGAACCUUUUAAAAUGACUCCUUUUAGUGCUAUUGGUUUGGAACUGUGGUCCAUGACCUCAGACAUUUUUUUUGACAACUUUAUCAUUUGUGGCGAUCGAAGAGUGGUUGAUGAUUGGGCCAGUGAUGGAUGGGGUCUGAAGAAAGCUGCCGACGGGGCUGCCGAGCCAGGUGUAGUGGGGCAGAUGCUGGAGGCAGCCGAAGAGCGUCCGUGGCUCUGGGUGGUCUAUGUUUUGACUGUAGCACUGCCCGUGUUCCUUGUAAUCCUCUUCUGCUGUUCUGGCAAGAAACAGUCCAGUCCUGUGGAGUACAAGAAGACUGAUGCUCCUCAGCCAGAUGUGAAGGAAGAAGAAGAGAAGGAAGAAGAAAGGGACAGGGGAGAUGAGGAGGAAGAAGGUGAAGAGAAACUUGAAGAGAAGCAAAAAAGUGAUGCUGAAGAAGAUGGCAACACUGUCAGUCAAGAGGGCGAAGAUAGGAAAUCUAAAGCAGAGACCAAGUAGAAUCAAGGAGACUGGAUAGGAGGCUGCUGUGCGAAUCAGGAGGAUGACAUUUUGAACAAAUCACCAAGAAACAGAAAGCUAAGAAGAGAGUAAAAUUAUCUUAAGAACUUGAUAUGUGAUUUCCUCUCCCUCCCCUUCCUCUGCAAGUGUGGUCCUAGGAGAGAACCUGGCACAUCUUAGGUUGAGACUCAGAAAGCCUCCAGAUGUCACCUUCAACAAGUUUCAGUCAAACACUAGCCCGUGUAAUUUUAAACAUCUAGCAGUAAAUGCAAUUGUGACAAAAAGGACCGUUUCUGUAGAAAGAAAGCAUUUAACAAUGGUUGUGAAUUGUAACAUGAAGCAACUAAUUUGUAUUUUUUUUGUUCUGUUUUUAAACAUCUUUGUUUUUUUAAUAGAGUAAUAGAAUUUUGCCAGUCUUUAAAAUCUUGGCUUAAUUUAAUAUAUUGAUGUGUCCAUGCAGAAAUAACACCAACUUUUAGAAAUGCUAGGGGGAUGAACUGCAGUUUUUAGAACCAAUUUUGUUUGAGUUUGGUAUUACAAAGCAUUCAAGUGUCUCUGUCCCUUAAAAUUGAUAAUCAUGUUUAAAGUGCAGUUAUUUGUCAUUAUAAUCUUGUAUUGUUUACUUCCAUUCCUCCUAAAGAAAUUGAGGAGAGGGAUUGAAUGGAAGCCCAAAUUUAUACAAAGGUUCUGUUUAAUUGUAUUAAAAAUGGACAUAUACAAAGAAAAAAGACGUUUCACUCGAUGUUGGUUAGACCAUAAAGUGUGUGUGUGUUCUGUUGUGCUUGGAACAGCUCAGUUCACAGACAGGUUUAAGUUAGUGGAGGAGGUGGUAUAGUGUGGCAUUUGGGCCUUUAUCCUCUGCACACCCGUGUCUGGGCUGCAGUCUUCUUGAACAGGUGGCUUUUUUAAGGACUGCUACCAGGACAUGUGCGCUCCAGAGAGAACCUGGUGUUUUCAUCCCAUCUUCCAUUCUAUGGACACUGUUUCCCUCCCUGUUUCCCGGAGUCCUAGCUUUCUCCUCUGCUUGCCUUUUCUUCACAGCGCCUUGCUGUCCGUUGCUGAAAAUGAUGAUGAGCUCUGCAUAGUGUUAAGCUUUAUUGUGAUUGUGUAUGUUUCUUCCUUUUUUAAGCAGACCUGCACCUUUCCAGGGUCAAGUACAGGAUAGAAUGCUAUCUUUUACUUUUUUUAAUCCAUUUCUCUUACUCUGUGUAAAGACUAGAAGUCUAUCCAGAUGUGAGCCAAUUCAGAAUUGACUGUAAUUGAACACAGGCUAAAAAGUACUGAUGGGAGGAGUCACAUAGAGCAUGAGUUAUCCAAUUUUUGUAGCUGCUAAACCUUUAAGUUAUCAUUUGCAGUUCAUGUAAGAGUUGUGUCUUAAAUUACAUGAUAAAGCAGUCCUGUUAAAAAUAAUAAUUUUUUUUUAGUAUGUGGAUUGUAGAAUAUUUUAAUAAGUGAUGUUAGGUUUGUUUUUUCAUAUGGAAUGCAGAUGGGUGCUAUCAGAGCCUCUCCCCCAUCACAGUGUAAUAACCUCACUAUUACACCACACUGAAGUAUAUUCAAAAUUAGAUGUUCUUUUAGCUUUAUUCUUUCUUCAGAGCUGUUUCAAAUAUACCGAUGAUACUGUUCCUUGCACUGAAUAUAUAAACACUCCAGAGUGUUUAUAUUGGGGAGAUUUUGGGGAGGAAGUAUAUUUGUAAAAGAUGAAGGCUGUAUCUGUUUAUUUUGUUUAUCUCAAUUUUUUACCAGUUCACUUAAAUUCUUAUGAGGGUGGGAUGCAUUUUUCUUGCUGUUCAGUGCUUUAUUCUUUUCAUCUGGUGUUCUGUGGUCACAGUGACCUUAGCUAUGUAGCACACUUUCCCAAAUGUAUUGAGCGCGAAUAAACAGUUACUUGGCAAGACCUGAAAA